Molecule: messenger RNA, 702 nt
Organism: Triplophysa rosa
Lineage: Eukaryota; Metazoa; Chordata; Actinopteri; Cypriniformes; Nemacheilidae
Gene: pttg1
Product: PTTG1 regulator of sister chromatid separation, securin
Exons: 6
Coding region: 129-683 (184 amino acids)
Biological process (GO): chromosome organization
Cellular component (GO): cytoplasm; nucleus
Source: RefSeq, a predicted model, not a curated record
GAAGCAGGUUGCCUUUUAAAACUCAGCCGGGAAACCGUAGAACCAAAACAAACGUAAUUUUUGCUGUUUCACUUUAGUGGUGAAAGAAAAGCUUGAGAAAAAGAAAAAACCUGCAAAACGCUAUAAACAUGGACACAAUGAUUUAUCUGGAUCAGGAGAACGGCAGACUGACCACUACAGGUGUGAAAUCUCGUCAGAACAGACUGCACUCUGCUCCAGAUCAGUGCUUGAAAACACCUUUGACAGGCAAGGUUCGUCUUGGUGCUCCUGUGCAAUCCAGCCGAAAAGCUUUGGGAGUUGUUAAUAAGAUUGUUGCCCCCUCAGCAGCUUCUGUUAAAGCAGAGGAGAAAGCCAAACCUGCCGAAGCAAAGUGUAAGGCAUCUUCUCGGCCUGCUGCUGAAGAGUAUCCAGAGAUCGAGAAGUGUUUCCCAUAUGAUCCAAGUGCGUUUGAGAAGUAUGGCGUUCCAGAUGAAGUCUACCUCAGUCGUUUUUCUCUGGCUGGUCUGAGAAAACAGCCGUGGCCGACUGCCUCACCUGUGGAUGAGUUGCUUUUGGUGGACCCAUGCUUGCCACUUUCACCUCUAAAGAUGCCCAAAGAAGCAGAAUUUGUAAAUGAAAUGGAGGCCUUUCUACAGACGAUCGACAAGCUGACUGUUGACUUUCCUCCGGAGUCUGAAUUCUGAAUGUUUUAUCUGUACUUUU